Messenger RNA from Lotus japonicus, 2049 nucleotides. Its product is annotated as imidazole glycerol phosphate synthase hisHF, chloroplastic. Gene Ontology annotation, molecular function: imidazoleglycerol-phosphate synthase activity; oxo-acid-lyase activity. The transcript has 18 exons. Gene Ontology annotation, biological process: L-histidine biosynthetic process. The record is from RefSeq and is a predicted model, not a curated record. Lineage: Eukaryota; Viridiplantae; Streptophyta; Magnoliopsida; Fabales; Fabaceae. Bases 49 to 1788 code for a protein of 579 amino acids.
AGACAGCGCAACUCAACAUUGAGUUGAGGCUGAGGCGAAGCAACAGCAAUGGAAGCGCCGUCAUUUGCUUAUUCCUCUCCAUCUUCCUGUUUCCUCCUUCGCAACAAACCAGUCACACUCACAAGAUUUCCCCAUUUUGGCCGUACCAAACACUCCAGGAGCUUCUCAAUUCGUGCCUCCUCUUCUGGGGAUUCUGUUGUGACGUUGCUUGACUAUGGUGCUGGCAAUGUUCGGAGUGUCAGGAAUGCUAUCAGAUCCCUCGGCUUUCAAAUCAAAGAUGUGCAAACCCCACAAGACAUUUUGAAUGCAAGCAGACUAAUCUUUCCGGGUGUUGGAGCUUUUGCUGCUGCCAUGGAAGUGUUAAGCAAAACUGGUAUGGAUGAAGCAUUAUGUUCAUAUAUUCAAAAGGAUCGCCCAUUUUUAGGCAUUUGUCUUGGACUUCAACUACUUUUUGAAUCUAGUCAGGAGAAUGGACCAGUAAAAGGUCUUGGCUUAAUACCUGGAACUGUUGGACGAUUUGACUCAUCAAAUGGCUUUAGAGUACCACACAUUGGAUGGAAUGCUUUACAAAUCACAAUGGACUCAGAAAUUCUGGAUGACGUGGGAAACCACCAUGUCUACUUUGUGCACUCUUAUCGUGCCAUGCCUUCAGAUGACAACAAAGAGUGGGUAUCCUCCACCUGCAACUACGGUGACAGAUUUAUAGCAUCUGUUAGAAGAGGAAAUGUGCACGCAGUUCAGUUCCACCCAGAGAAAAGUGGAGAGGUUGGUCUCUCAGUUUUGAGAAGAUUCUUGUAUCCGAAGUCAAAUGUGACAAAGAGGCCUGGUGAGAGAAAAGCUUCAGAACUUGCAAAAAGGGUGAUUGCUUGUCUUGAUGUGAGAACAAAUGAUAAGGGGGACCUUGUUGUAACCAAAGGAGACCAAUAUGAUGUUAGAGAAAAUACAGAAGAGAAAGAGGUAAGGAAUCUUGGCAAGCCUGUUGAGCUUGCUGGACAGUACUAUAAAGAUGGAGCUGAUGAGGUCAGCUUUCUAAACAUCACUGGAUUUCGCGACUUCCCCCUUGGUGAUUUACCAAUGUUGCAGGUAUUGCGAUCCACAUCAGAAAAUGUUUUUGUACCCUUAACAGUUGGGGGUGGAAUUAGAGAUUUUACAGAUUCAAACGGAAGGCACUAUUCUAGUUUGGAAGUUGCUGCAGAAUAUUUUAGGUCUGGGGCUGAUAAGAUUUCCAUUGGAAGUGACGCAGUUUAUGCUGCAGAAGAAUAUUUAAAAACUGGAGUAAAGACUGGGAAGACCAGCUUAGAGCAGAUAUCACGAGUUUAUGGGAAUCAGGCAGUGGUUGUUAGUAUCGAUCCCCGUAGAGUGUACAUCAAGGAUCCUAAUGAUGUACAAUUCAAAACCACAAGGGUUUCAAGUCUAGGUCCAAAUGGAGAAGAAUAUGCCUGGUAUCAAUGCACAGUUAAUGGUGGGCGAGAAGGUCGACCAAUUGGUGCUUAUGAACUAGCAAAAGCAGUUGAAGAACUUGGUGCUGGAGAAAUACUACUUAAUUGCAUUGAUUGCGAUGGUCAAGGAAAAGGAUUUGAUAUAGAUUUAAUCAAGUUGAUCUCAGAUGCCGUAAGCAUCCCAGUGAUUGCGAGUAGUGGUGCUGGUGUUCCUCAACACUUUUCUGAGGUGUUUGCUACAACAAAUGCAUCUGCUGCGCUUGCUGCUGGCAUUUUUCAUAGGAAAGAGGUGCCUAUUCAGUCAGUAAAGGAACAUUUGUUGAAGGAAGGCAUAGAAGUCCGAAUCUGAUCUUUGCACUUAGCCCGUUUGGAUAUAGGCUUAUUGAAGAUUGUUAGAGUUUGCAUCCAAACUUAGUAGUUAUGGGCUAAAACUAAGAUGUAUACUUCGCAAAAACAAAGCCGGUUGUAUUUUAUCACUUUUGUGUAAUUCAACAUUCUAGCUCCCAAAACUUUUUGGAUCAUGAAAAGCUUUUUGUACCUUGAUGAUGUUUUAAUACAUGGGGAAGCGGGUUGCCAUGUGUUCAAUCCCUCUGACCAUUUCUUGUUCAAA